Molecule: messenger RNA, 3026 nt
Organism: Carassius carassius (crucian carp)
Lineage: Eukaryota; Metazoa; Chordata; Actinopteri; Cypriniformes; Cyprinidae
Product: zinc finger protein PLAGL2-like
Exons: 3
Coding region: 669-1796 (375 amino acids)
Biological process (GO): regulation of transcription by RNA polymerase II
Cellular component (GO): nucleus
Molecular function (GO): RNA polymerase II cis-regulatory region sequence-specific DNA binding; DNA-binding transcription factor activity, RNA polymerase II-specific
Source: RefSeq, a predicted model, not a curated record
GUUCCCACAAUGCACGCGCCCGUCAGCUCUAGCGCUGCUGUGUUUAGAGGGAAAGAAACAGCAGGCCCGAAACAUACACACUUUAUUGAACAAAAAAUUCAUUAUCGACUGCGAACAGUUUUUGAGAGUUCAUCGAGAUAUGGCUGGGAAUCGAUUUUUUUUAUCUGCACCCUUGUGAGAUGGAAGAUGGAAGAAUGCGUUUGAAAUGCAACUUUUGUGGGGAUCAAAAGUUUCUGGGAGGGAGUAAUAGUGGACAUGCAUUUUCCAGAGGUCUGUCAAGAUAAUGAAUGUGCUUUUGUUAGAACAGAAGUCUGAACAUGCAAAAAAAAAAUCUUCACUCCCAAGAAAAAUCACCUGUUGGAGCUUUUUGUCAGGCACUUGCUUUUGUCUCUAAAGCGGGUGCUCAAUCAUGUUUCUAGAGAUCUACCUUCCUGGAAAGUUCAGUUCCAGCCCUGCUCCAACACACCUGUUUGUAAUUAUCAAGUGUGCCUGUUUAGGAAUGAAGCUACACUUUGCAGGUAAGGAGAUCUCCGGGACCAGGAUUGAGCACCUCUGCUCUAAAACAAUGUGAUUUUAAUUGUACUCAAUUUCUAACUUCUCACAGAUCGUUGGUUUUUCACAGAUGUACAGUGACAUACUCCUUGAAAACCACCCAUAUAUGUGAGAAAAUGUUCCAAGGCAAAGACCAGCUAAACAGCCACCUGCAAAACCAUGACCCCAACAAGCAGGAGCUACGGUGCGAGGAAUGCGGAAAGCAUUACAACACUCGUCUAGGUCUUAGACGCCACGUGGCCACUCAUGCCACCUCCGGCGGUGACCUCACCUGUAAGGUCUGUCGUCAGACGUUCGAGAGCAUGUCGGCGCUACUCGAGCACCUGAGUACGCACACCGGCCGGCCUCCUCCGGGGACUGUGGUACGGGAAAGGAAACAUCAGUGUGAACGGUGCGGUCGGUGCUUCUUCACUCGCAAGGAUGUGAGGCGCCAUGCAGUGGUGCACACCGGCAGACGGGACUUCCUGUGCCCACGGUGUGCCCAGCGCUUUGGCCGUCGUGACCACCUCACCCGACACCUGAAGAAAAGCCACGCCCAAGAUUUGGAGACCCCUCCUCCGAUUCUCAUUAAGGAGGAGCCAAGUCCCAAUUUGUGCUCUGUCGGAUCUCCGAAAGAUGCCACAGAGGCAUUUUCCAUGGCCAUGUUCAGCCCUCAAGGCCUUCCGAGCACAUCUACCUCAGGGGUCAAUCAUCACCAUCACACGAUGGUGUCUGGCCCCCUGUCCAGCCCGAUGGGUGUGGGCUGCUACCUUGAGCCAAACAAGCCUUCUCUGCAGCAGUACCAGCAGGCUCACAGAUAUCAGCAGAGUUCCACUACCUCAUAUCUGAAAGUGGAGAUGGAGAACUUCCUGGCCGAACUCCAGUGCGGGCCAAUGCCACCACAGGCCGCUGUGGCAACUGCCGUCUCCCGGCCUGGCGACUUUCUCCCUGAUAGUCUGGGAGGUCAGAGUGCCCAUUUCACCCUCAGGAACUCAGCGUUCACCUCAGCCGAGCCGACUACCAGCUCCACCAACAUGGACCUCUCGCACCUGUUGGGCUUCCUGCCAUUCGGCCUGCCUCCCUACAGCACUCCCUUGGGAUACUCCACCACCACUGCGCCCCCAAGCCCUACCUCUCAGAUCUCUGGGCCACUUACCUCAUUUCAGCCACAGUCACUGCAGGAGCCUCAGGCUUCAGGGCACUUAAACCAGCUCUCUGGUUUCUCUCCAACUCUACCUCGAUUCCAUCAGGCCUUCCAGCAAUGACGUCGCCCAAGUCCACUAUUACCUGCCAGUCAAAUGCAACAGUUCUGUUGUGUCAUUGCCAAGUAGCUCAUAGGUAAUGAACUGGAGACUGUAAAGUUAGGUGGGUGCGAGGUCUUUAAAUAGAUCCUGUAGAAUUAGACAGAAGGAUCGCUAGGAUCGAUAUUUGCCUUUAGAAUAGAUUUAACUUUGUGGUUUUUCCUAGAGGAUCUUCAGAGUGUUUUGUAGUGAUAAAUGAACUUAUAAAUUCAUUAAAAAAAUGUAACUGAAAAGUUAGCAAAAGAAAUACCUCAAUAUUUUUGUCACGAAGGAAAAUAAUGCUAUUACAGUGUUCUCCGUUGUAAAAUGAAGCACUUUUUAUCAACGGCACUUCUAAGACUAAAGGUGCGGUCACAUUUAUUAUUGAUCUGCGAACUUCAGGCAUUUCAAUAGGAUUCGGCUUGGAAGCUUUGUAUGUGGAUGAAAGGUUUCCCUGUGCAAAGUUGGUGACACAAAUUUGCCACGUUGACCAACAGAAAUCUGCUUGUUUUUGAAAAUGACUUAUGUGUGUGUGCUUUGCUUCAUACAUCUUCCCUUUUUCUCCAUGAAAUUCCGCCAAAAUUUCUCUAAUGUGACCGCACCAUAAAGUCAAGUUGAACUGUGGUCUUAGAUGUGCCUCUCAGCUUACGGUCACACACAACAAAAAUCCUACCUCUCUAAGCUGAACUCUUGUCACGAAUAGAAUUCAACCAUUUGACAAGAAAUUAAGCAAAUCCUCACGCAAAUUGCAUGAAGAACGUUAUCUCAUUUCAUUUUCUCAUUCUCAUUCAUUUUUUGUUUUUUUAAUUUUUUUAAGAAUGCUCAGUGGUUUUAGUUGAUGAAUUUUUUUAGAGUCAGGUGAUUAAUUAGCAUUUAAUUAAUUAGCUUGUGUUGAGUUUAGCCUUUAGGUAAAAGUUUUUAGGCACUGUUGUGUUCACAUCCUCAAUGCUUAUGAAAGGAAUCACAGUUAUUGUCUAGACCCAUCUCUCUCUGUUCAUUCCAGAGUAUUUUGUGAAUGAAAUUCAGAAUAAAGCUUUGAUUAUUCUAGAAUUGAAAAUCAUAAUAAAAAAGCAAAUAUUUGUUUAAAAUUAAGUAGCCCAUUCAGACAAAUUCCCAAUAUGGGAACUAAAUAAAAUAUACAUUUUUCGUUUAGUAAUAAACAUGAAUUUAUCAUAUUUGUGUCCUGCAUAAUGAUGUUAAAAGAAACUUUGGGGG